AUGUGUAUUUUUUCAAUUGUUACCCUCUUACUUAUAUCUGUUGUAUAUAAAUACAGAUUGGCAAUUAAAUAUCAAAUAUAUAUAUGGCGACAUCCGCGUCCUGAAAGAGGAACUAAUUUUGAUUAUGAUUUUUUUGUGUGCUAUUCUGUUGACGACGAGGAUUGGAUAUGGGAUGAGCUUCAACCUAAUUUGGAAGGUGACGAAUAUAUCAAACUUUGUAUUCAUCAGCGUGAUUUUAAAGGCGGUAAACUUAUCGUAGAUAAUAUUGUUGAAUUGAUGGAGUCGAGUCGUCGAGUACUAAUCAUUUUAUCUAAUAGUUUUGCAAAGAGUAGUUGGUGCCAGUUUGAACUUUCUGUUGCGCAGGAUUUAGUUUUAGACUCGAUUUUAGAACCACCAACAAUUAUUCUGUUAGAAGAAAUUAAGACAGAACACUUGUCUAAUACCUUAAAUGCUCUCAUCAACAAUACAACUUAUGUUCCAUGGUCCAAUCACACUGAUGAUUCGUCCGAAUUUUGGCAGAGAUUAAAACUGGCUAUUGGAAAUCAAAGAAUGGUAGCCAAUACAGAAGACGUCUAA
Lottia gigantea (owl limpet) is the source of this 576-nucleotide messenger RNA. RefSeq lists its product as hypothetical. The record is from RefSeq and is a predicted model, not a curated record. NCBI's taxonomy places the organism in Eukaryota, Metazoa, Mollusca, Gastropoda, Lottiidae. The transcript has a single exon. Gene Ontology annotation, cellular component: membrane. Gene Ontology annotation, molecular function: transmembrane signaling receptor activity. Gene Ontology annotation, biological process: toll-like receptor signaling pathway; immune response; inflammatory response. The coding region runs from base 1 to 576 and encodes 191 amino acids.